Molecule: messenger RNA, 1855 nt
Organism: Lycium barbarum (goji berry)
Lineage: Eukaryota; Viridiplantae; Streptophyta; Magnoliopsida; Solanales; Solanaceae
Product: phenylacetaldehyde reductase-like
Exons: 9
Coding region: 1-1578 (525 amino acids)
Molecular function (GO): oxidoreductase activity, acting on the CH-OH group of donors, NAD or NADP as acceptor
Source: RefSeq, a predicted model, not a curated record
AUGGAAAGCAAGAGUGGAGAAGGAAAGGUUGUAUGUGUAACAGGGGCAUCUGGUUUCAUAGCUUCAUGGCUGGUGAAGUUGUUGCUACAGCGUGGCUACAUUGUCAAUGCUACUGUUCGCAACCUCAAUUUAGACAAUGAAAAUUUGAUCAUUCUCUUACUGCUGACGACAUUCCUAAAGAUCAAACCCCCCUACAAAGGGCAAGUAGAUCUGGGGGAGGCUGCUGCCGAAGCUGGUAAAAGAACUGAGCCCGCCCCCGAGAGCGAAGCUCCAACGGUCACCGACCCGUCGCCCGUCUGUGAGAUUGCAGCAACUCCGGAGCCCCCUGCCUUUGCUGAAGCUGCCGAGGCUGCUCCAAGUUCUCCAACUCUGGCUUCAAGAUCGGAUGAGUUCGAGGACAUGUUCUCGGGCACUCCUCCCGCUACCGGUGAAGCUGCUGGAUUCGGACAUCUCCCGAUCCCUCGGGCCACGAGGGCGGCUAGCCAGACCUCCGAAUGUGGUGCCAGGGACGGCUUGAGUAUGAUGAUCGUCAACGAGGCUUUCGUCCAUGCCCAGCAAGAGGUGGACGACCUCAAGGGCCAGCUGGAUGCUCAAAGCCGAGAGACUGAGAAGUUUCUGCAUCUUCUGCGGGCGAAGGAGGAUGAGUUGAAUCAAGCAAUUACUCUUUCCAACCUCCGACCAGAGCUCGACGCAGCAAAGGCCGAAAAUCGUCAGUUAAAAGAGGAUACAAGUAAAGUGGCUCACCUGCUGGGCCUUGAUGGACCUAAUGAGAGGCUGCAUCUAUUCAAAGCUGAGUUACUUGAAGAGCAAUCAUUUGAUGCUGCCAUUGAUGGUUGUGAAGGUGUCUUUCAUACAGCCUCACCUGUUUCUCUUACAGCAAAAUCCAAGGAGGAACUUGUGGACCCUGCUGUGAAAGGGACGUUAAAUGUCCUUCAUUCAUGUGCCAAAUCACCAUCUGUCAGAAGAGUGGUGGUAACUGCUUCUACCUCUUCUGUUAUAUUCAAUAAGAAUAUGUCCACCCCUGGAGCUGUGGCUGAUGAAACUUGGUAUUCAGAUCCAGAAUUCUGCGAGGAAAGAAAGCAAUGGUAUCAACUCUCCAAAACCCUGGCUGAGGAAGCUGCUUGGAAAUUCGCAAAAGAGAAUGGGAUCGACUUGGUUACACUUCAUCCAGGUCUAGUCAUUGGUCCACUUCUGCAACCUACACUCAAUUUCUCUUGCGAGGCUGUAGUGAACUUCAUAACACAAGGAAAAGAAGCAUGGUCUGGUGGAAUAUAUAGAUUUGUCGAUGUUAGGGAUGUUGCUAAUGCACAUAUUCUAGCAUUUGAGGUUCCUUCAGCAAACGGAAGAUAUUGUUUAGUUGCUGUAAAUGGAUACUCGUCUUUGGUUUUGAAGAUUGUACAAAAGCUUUACCCUUCCAUCACUUUCCCUGAGAAUUUUGAAGAUGGAUUGCCUCUUACGCCACACUUCCAAGUAUCGAGUGAAAGAGCAAAAUGUUUAGGAGUCAAAUUCACAUCUCUCGAGUUGAGCGUGAAGGAUACUGUCGAAAGCUUGAUGGAGAAGAACUUCCUCCAUAUCUAAACAAUCAGUUGGUGAAAUACUUGCUGCUCUUGGAGUUUCCACACAUUUGUUAUAUGAGUUUAAGUUAAAUGCACCGUCAGUGUAAAAAAAUUUAGACCAUCAAGUUAUCUUUACCUGUAGCAGGUAAUAUAUUUUAUUUUCUCUGAUGUGUGUGAACUCCUGUUAUAUUUGGUGUCAAAGGAGCUACUGGCAGUUUAUUUCUCUGGUGCUAAAAGGAAGAAAUUUUCUACUUGAGAAAAUUGUCUGUGUUCCCCAAAUUAGAAAAAAAUUUGAUUUC